This is a messenger RNA of Bipolaris zeicola 26-R-13, 297 nucleotides long. RefSeq lists its product as uncharacterized. Bases 1 to 297 code for a protein of 98 amino acids. The record is from RefSeq and is a predicted model, not a curated record. The transcript has a single exon. NCBI's taxonomy places the organism in Eukaryota, Fungi, Ascomycota, Dothideomycetes, Pleosporales, Pleosporaceae.
AUGACGACACUCAUCGCAUCAAAGGCACGCGUACUGCACUACACGCCGAUGUACUACCGCAGUGUGGGCUCAACUGCAAAGAAGGACAUAGCCAACGACCUAUUUACUAAGUCAAGUCCUACUAUAUACGUCACCAGGAUCCACAGAGUCCUCCGCCGCAAGGCGCAACAAACAAAUGCUGUGGCUGAACCGUCACAUGCCCUUCCGAUUGAAACUCGAGGUCAUCCAAGACAAUGGCGGCAACCCACGCGCGCAUUUUCCGACCUCACCUCUUCUGUCACUCGCCCACCACACUAG